Messenger RNA from Rangifer tarandus platyrhynchus (Svalbard reindeer), 624 nucleotides. The record is from the annotation of a GenBank genome assembly. NCBI's taxonomy places the organism in Eukaryota, Metazoa, Chordata, Mammalia, Artiodactyla, Cervidae.
AUGAGGCCGGAAGCGGGGAGAACUCCCCUUUCACUCCAUAGAUAUUGUGGGGUGUCUGCCCUGCGGCAGGUGCUGGCCUUGGCCCCGGCGGGGACAGAGCCGUGGGCCAAGCACACAGCCCCCUCCCCCGUGUGUGCGGGAGCUAUGCCCCCCACCCCGGGCCUUGUGCUGAGCCCCACACAGGGUGAUGGGUGGGGGGUGGAAAGACAGAAGGCGCUGGAAGGCCCGGGAGCAGCUGUCCCUGGCAGCCACCUCCCUCCACAGCAGGCUGGCUGUCCUCAGGUUCCCACGGGCGGUCGAGCAGGGGGACAGUCAACGACAUCUAAUCACCCCUGUGGCUAUCUGGUUUCCUCCCUGAAAUGGGAAGAGAUGGUGCCGCAAAGCUCUCUUGUUUUGUGUCCCCUGCCUUCUAAUCGUGCCUUUGGUGGCUUGUCUUCCGUCGAUGCCCAGCUCAUCCCUCUCCCAGAGGACCCUCCCCCGCAGGCACUGGUGUCUCCUCAGACCUGGGCCCUGGCUGGGUCCCCAAGUCCUUGGCGCGUCCCAGCUGUCCUGCACCCCCACACUGGCAGACCCACUCUGAUAACCACUCGCUGGCUGUAUCUUGACAGCGACCUGAGGAGAUAA